AUUAAUUUGUCUUUUUUCAACAUAAGCAAAAUUUAAAGCAUGGUUGAUGAUCAACAAAUACAGAUGUCAGCUUGACACCCUGGUUUUCAGGUUUGAGCUCCCGAGCGCAGAAGUCCCAUCCUAUGAUGGCAACAAACACUUCCGCCAUCGUACCUGCCCAACAUUACCAGUUGGUCACAGGGGGCUGUCUCACCUCUGAGUCCUCCACCUACAAGGUGCAGUGUGUCCUGGGGCAGGGAACCUUUGGAACAGUUGUGAAAUGCACCAGGAUGGUUGACAUGAAGACUGUGGCCAUCAAAAUGAUCAGAAAUGAGGGCCGUUAUGUCCAGGAGGCAAAAAUGGAGGUGGCUGCUCUGAAGAAACUCAAAGCGCUGGACCCGGACAAAUGCAACUUCGUCCAAUGGUACCAGGUUUUUGUAGUCAGAGGACACAUCUGUCUUGAGUUCGAGCACCUCGACAAAAGUCUUGCUGAUUUCAUGAAGGAAAGGCUUUUCAGACCUCUGCUUCUUAAAGAAAUCAGACCCAUCGUCCAGCAGCUCGCCACUGCACUCGGUCACUUGAAGGCAGCUGGUAUAGCACAUGCAGACCUCAAGCUGGAGAACGUUAUGCUGGUCAACCAGCUACAGCAGCCCUUCAGAGUGAAACUCAUCGACUUCGGCCAGGCCUGUGAAGUGUCCGCCGCCAGAGUGGGCUCAUGUAUUCAGACCUGUCCAUACCGCUCUCCAGAGAUCAUUUUGGGCCUUCCAUUCUCAGAGGCCAUAGACAUGUGGUCUCUGGGCUGCAUGUCUGCCACACUGUUCACCGGCACCCUGCUUUACCCAGGGAGGAAUGGAUAUGAUACGAUGAGGUAUAUAGUGCGGACUCAGGGUCAGCCACCUGACACUGUGCUCAACCUUGGGAGGAAAACAUCACAAAUUUUCAAGAGAGGUGUCAACACCACCGGCACUCAGUGGAAACUCAAGACACCAGAACAGUUCUACAAACCGACAGAGAUUCCGUCACCCAUGUGGGUGCAGUUCACCUCUCUGGAUGACCUCCGGAAUAUCUGGAUCAUCAAUCCUGACAAUUCUGCAGAUAGCAAUGCAAAGAAGAAUGACGUGCUGAUGUUUGUGCACAUGGUCAAGAAAAUGCUUCAACUCGAUGCCACCAAAAGGAUCACACCCCAUGAGCUGCUGGGGCAUCAGUUCAUCAACAUGCGCUACAUUGCUGGCAUGUACCCCCAAAGCAACUAUGUUAAGUCCUCUCUUCACCUGAUGGACGUCAAAAGAAUUCUGAGUUUUGACCCUACAACAGCUGUGUGUGGUUCAUGGCAGCAGCCCCCAUCUAGAAGGGCCAACCCAGUCCAGUCAAAUCUUCCAUCUCAUGCUAAGUGGAGCAGCGUGGUCUGGCCCCAGUGCGCCAACCUACAUCCCCGCACCAACACAGAGGCCACAGGAUCUGAUAGGUCAGGGAUAAAGAUAAAACCAUAUGAGGAGGAUGUGGUGCCAAGAAAGAGAACCGCAGUUCCCUGUUCAGAGAACAACAGAGGGAGUUGCCGCAAACGCUCUGCAGAUCCAUCCACCGCAGGUUGGAUUAGCAGGACCCAGACUUGCGUCUCAUCACAGGUUCGAAGGAGAGGGCUCAUGGAAAACCAUGUCAAUGAUCGCUGUUGGGAGUUUGGUGGCGAGCCGUUGAGGAGGGUGUACGGCAGCACCCCCUGCACCCCCGCUUCUCGUAGCCUUGAUCCUUCUAAACCUAACCCCAUACCCAUUACAGAUGAUCAUCUAAGAAUAACAAAAAAUACUGAAAAUAUAUUAUGAAUUCAUUCAUUCAUUCAUUCAUGCAUCGUCUACCGCUUUAUCCAUCUAAGGGUCGCGGGGGGUCGCUGGAGCCAAUCCCGGCUGACAUUGGCCGAGAGGCGGGGUACACCCUGGACAGGUCGCCAGCCUAUCACAGUAUAUUAUGAAUUGUAUUUUUAAAAAUUUUUAUUGAAAGACUGCAUAAAAUUGCUUCAGUACUAAAGUCGUAAUAUGGUUUGCAUAUAAUUGCUUUCAACAGUUGCCUAAAAUCAUUUGUAAAACAGAAAUCAUCAGACAAACCAUGGUAUUUUUUCCCUCCAACUGCUUCUCUUUAAUGACAUUGUGAUUUAAUGAGAAAUCUAUGCAAAUAUCACAUAUAAAGUAGAAAUCACCUAUAAAUAUUAGGCACAUGAUCUUACUUUACAGACUAUUACCUACAUAAUAAAGUGCAGAUACUGUUAAUAAAUAAAAAAUGUAUUUUACCUAUAUUAUUUUGUAAAUGUCCAAUAUUUUGCUGCUUUAAUACAUGAUACACAUAUAUUGUUAUCAUAAUUAGUUUGUCAUUACAAUAAAAUAAUAUGUAACUAUAA
This is a messenger RNA of Scophthalmus maximus (turbot), 2368 nucleotides long. Its product is annotated as homeodomain-interacting protein kinase 3-like. The transcript is spliced from 10 exons. Gene Ontology annotation, molecular function: protein serine/threonine kinase activity; ATP binding; protein tyrosine kinase activity. Gene Ontology annotation, biological process: peptidyl-serine phosphorylation; peptidyl-threonine phosphorylation. Bases 123 to 1799 code for a protein of 558 amino acids. Gene Ontology annotation, cellular component: cytoplasm; nucleus. The record is from RefSeq and is a predicted model, not a curated record. NCBI's taxonomy places the organism in Eukaryota, Metazoa, Chordata, Actinopteri, Pleuronectiformes, Scophthalmidae.